CUAAAAGAUACCUCUUAGGAUGCAAGAAAUGUAUCAGACUCAGCACUUAGUAUCACCUAAAUAAACAUAAAUGAUUUAUGUGGGGCUCUUGUCUGCCGUCCCCCACAUGGUGAUGACAAUCAUCGUCCCUAUUGGAGGGCAAUUGGCGGAUUUCUUACGAAGUAAAAAGAUUAUGUCAACAACAAAUGUGAGGAAGCUCAUGAACUGUGGAGGAUUUGGAAUGGAGGCCACACUUCUGCUGGUUGUUGGAUUUUCUCACACACGAGGAGUCGCCAUUUCCUUCCUCGUGCUGGCUGUGGGCUUCAGUGGAUUUGCCAUUUCAGGUUUUAAUGUCAACCAUUUGGAUAUUGCUCCCCGUUAUGCCAGCAUCUUGAUGGGCAUUUCCAAUGGAGUUGGAACGCUGUCUGGAAUGGUGUGCCCACUUAUUGUUGGAGCUUUGACUAAAAACAAGGUAAGAAAUCUCUAG
Molecule: messenger RNA, 466 nt
Organism: Gambusia affinis (western mosquitofish)
Lineage: Eukaryota; Metazoa; Chordata; Actinopteri; Cyprinodontiformes; Poeciliidae
Product: vesicular glutamate transporter 1-like
Exons: 4
Coding region: 71-466 (131 amino acids)
Biological process (GO): regulation of synapse structure or activity; synaptic transmission, glutamatergic; neurotransmitter loading into synaptic vesicle
Cellular component (GO): excitatory synapse; synaptic vesicle membrane
Molecular function (GO): L-glutamate transmembrane transporter activity; neurotransmitter transmembrane transporter activity
Source: RefSeq, a predicted model, not a curated record